AAAAAUCCCUCCUUGCGCUUGCCUCUGUGACAGGCUGCCAGUGUGCUGGCCGUCAGGGCGCUGCGGGAGCUGCGGGUUUACGGGCUUCUUCGGUUCUGGUUGGAUUUGUACAGCACCACCCUGAGUGCAUCCCAAAGGAGGAGGAGGACUUCAACUUUAGGCCUUUGAGUGAGUUGAAAGCAAGGUGCCUGAAUGGGAAAAAUAAGACAAGAGAGAGGGCUCAGACGGGCGUGGGAGUGAGAAUGGACAACCUGGCAAAGUUGGGGAGCCACAGCCUGGCUAGCAGGAGGGAUUGGGACAGCACUUGUGUGGAAGAUCUUUUUGAUGAAGAUGAGAAGGACAGAGCAAAAAGGGCUUCACGCAAUAAAUCCGAGAAGAAGAGAAGAGACCAGUUCAACAUUCUUAUUAAGGAGCUAUGCACUAUGCUGCAAGGGCAUGGCCAUCCCCGGAAAAUGGACAAGUCAACCAUACUACAGAGGACAAUCGACUUCUUGCAGAAGCAGAAAGAAAUAACUGCACAGACACAAUCAUGUGAGACCAGGCAGGACUGGAAGCCAUCAUUCCUCAGCAAUGAGGAGUUCACACAGCUAAUGUUAGAGGCUCUGGAUGCUUUUCUCAUAGUUCUCUCCAUAGAUGGAAACAUCAACUACGUAUCAGACAGCGUUGCCCCUCUCAUUGGCCAUUUACCGUCAGAUAUGGUGGACCAAAACAUAUUGAAUUUCCUCCCUGAAAGAGAACAUGGAGAAGUCUACAAGCUUCUUUCCUCACACAUGCUCCUCACUGAUUCUGCGGAUUUCCUAGAAAGUGAAUCAACUGUAGAUCUUCUUACAGACAGUGAGAAUCACAUUGAAUUCUGUUGUCAUUUGGCAAGAGGAAGCAUAAACCUCAGUGAGCCUCCUGUAUAUGAAUGUGUGAAAUUUACAGGAGAUUUCAAAUUUUAUAACCAUGUGCCUACAUCAUCUUGCAAUGGCUUUGAGUCAGCUUUGCCAAGAGCAAUCCAUCCAGCUAGUGAGGAGCAGCUAUGCCUCGUAGCUACUGUACGGUUGACUACACCACAGUUUUUAAAGGAUAUGUGUAUCAUUGAAGAACCUUGUGAUGAAUUUACAUCACGGCAUAGUUUAGAGUGGAAAUUUUUAUUUUUAGACCACAGAGCCUCCCCUAUUAUUGGCUACUUACCAUUUGAGGUCCUGGGAACAUCAGGCUAUGAUUAUUAUCACAUUGAUGACUUGGAGCUUCUUGCCAAGUGCCAUGAACAGUUGAUGCAGUUUGGAAAAGGGAAGUCCUGUUAUUAUCGAUUCCUCACAAAAGGUCAGCAGUGGAUCUGGCUCCAGACUCAUUAUUACAUCACAUACCACCAGUGGAACUCUAAGCCUGAAUUCAUUGUCUGCACCCACACUGUGGUCAGUUACUCUGAGGUCCAGGCAGAGCGAAGGCGUGAACUUAGUGUGGAGGAGACCUCUUCAGAAAUGGCUUCUUCCUCUAUCAAGAGUCAUGAGGUCUACUUGGACAUGAGGCAUCACAGCAAAGCUGAGGAGAGCAGUGGGAGAGAACAAGUGAAUGACACACAGAACCGCUCCGUGUCCCUUCCCAGCUCUCACAAGUCGUCUUACACGGCCCUCUCCGACUCUGCCUCAAAUUCCUCCAUCAUCUUUGCAGAAACGAGUAACCCUUCCCACCAGUCGGUGCCUCUAGGACCAGAGAAGCCCUCAUCCAGGAUCCCAUCAAGCGGUUCGCAGUCCCUCAUGCCGUCCCAGACACCUGCAGAGCUCUUGUCUCAGUCACAUCUCUCCCCGUCCUCAUCUUCCAGCCAGCAUUCAGUCAUGCAGCCAAUGUACCAGUUUCCGGCCCAACUGGGAGUCAUGCACCAGUUAAAAGAGCAGCUGGAGGAACGAACUCGCAUCCUACAGGCUGACAUUAAGACGCAGCAGCAGGAACUGCAUGAAAUCAAAGAGCAGCUGCAGCUUGUGCAAGACUCCAACCUGCAGAUGAUGUUGCAACCCAUCCCUUUGAGUUACAGCACAGGACAACACAAAGGUCUGAGUCUGUCCACUCAGCCAUCAUUGUCAUCUGGGAGCAUUCAGUCAGCCACUGGCCUAUCGAAGCAGACCCAGACCCUGUGCCCCUCAGAGCAGUACUGCGCGUCAUCACAUGUCCUGUUGAGGGAAUCCCAGAUCCAACAAAGAUCGAUGAUUGGGACCCCUCUGCAGACCAGCAGCUUACCUGCACAGACUCAAACCAGCGUCUCAGUGCCUCUCUACAGCAGUCCCGCCAUGUUCUCCCAAACCAAUCCUCAGAUUCCAGCAACCCAGGCUGUAACUCAGAGACAUCCAGAGAAUGACUUCAGUCAAGACCGACAGUUACGAUAUGUGCCAUCUCAGCAAGUGAUGACGUCCUCACUGCCCAUUCAGUCCAUGAACUGCAGUGCUGUCAUCGUCCCGUCACCAGUCUUCACAUCCCCCAUCAUGAUCCCACAGAGCAGCUUCAGCACACAUACGGUGCCACCUGUUUACCACCAGGCUCUGCAGCCUUCCCAGCACUCCAUGCAACUCCAGCCACAGCACCACUUCUUUCAGAUAUCACAGCCUGGAACAUUACAGGGAGCACAAACCCAAACUCUCCUCCAUUCCCCUCAUGUCCCAGUGCAAACCAACAUGGGAUACAUCCAAACACAACAGCAACACCAGCAUUGCCAUUCCCAAACCCCAAGCAGCAGUUUGUCAGAUGUGCACAGUAUGCAGCCACCUCGAUAACCUGGACUUUAAUGGCUGUGAUCUGUAACUGUGUGAAAGCUUGGGGCAACUGGACCAGAGAAGCCUGUGAAAAGAAGUUAAGCUGUUGGUCAUGCCCGCUGAACUCUGCCUGGAAAGCUCAGAAGAUGGGAAAAGAGUCUGCUGGCCUUACAACGUGUGGAGAGGUUUCUGCCUUUUAUUUUCAAUGCACUUUUGAUUUUUUUACAGAACAUCAUGAGUACCAGGCAGAAAAGAUGACACUUCAGCAGGGAUCUGCAGCUUGGCCUAGGUUUUGUAAUGCAGUUACUGUAUUCAAAUGGUCAGAUAGACAUAAAAAAUUAAUUUGGGUCCCUGAAAUACAUUGACUAGUCCAAUAUAAUCGCAAACUUUGACGCAAUCACAUUCAUCCAUGAAUCUUUUUUACUGUAUGCAUGCCAACGUAUGAAGAAAAUACAACGUCACCAUCCGCUCAAGGCAGGUAGAAUUGCGAAACUUGCGGUGUGGAGACCUCAGGGAUUGCACAGGUCACUAAUUUCAUUAGUCAAAUCAGUCUGUGGCUUAUUUAUUUGUAAAUGACAGACGAAGGUAUUGCUGAGGCAAUGUCUAGACCAGGGGUGGGCAAAGUCAGUCCUGGAGGGCUGCAGUGGCUGCAGGUUUUUGCUCCAACCCAGUUGCUUAAUUAGAAAAACGAUCCUUGCCAAUAAUUUAAUUUCAUGACUUGUUAGUGCUUUAACUCUGCCAUGUCAGGCCAUUCUCAUAUCCUAGAUUUUUUUUUCCUUUCUAAGGGUAUCAUCCAAAUGAUUUGAAGUCUAAAACCGGAUGAGUAAUUCUCAGUCCUUCACAUUUUUUCUAUUCACUUUCCUUCGAAAAUAUUUAAUUAAACCAAAUAGUGCACGAUAAAUAGACAGAGGUGUAAACUGAAACAAGCUAAAUGGAGAAAUGCUGGUUUAUUUUGUCAUUUGAUUCUAAUUGUUAAUAAGGAGCCAUUAAAAACCAAGAAAACAGCUGACUAAAAUAAGCCAUAAGGGUUCAAAAUCUUAAUGAGCAAGACCACUAAAAUGAAGCACAAGUGUUACUUGAGCAAUAAGUGCUUCGUAUUAACCAACUGGGUUGGAACAAAAACUUGCAAUCACUGUGGACCACCAGGAACGACUCUGCCCACCACUGGUCUAGACCAACUGACUAGCACAGAAAUUGCAGGUUGGACAAAUAAAUCAGGGCUUAUGACACUGUAAUAUGGUAUUUUGUGGACUGUUCUGUGUUAUAAAGGGAAAAUAAUGUGGAGGUGACACAGGUAUGAAAGAUAUGCACGCAGCUCAACACAAGUCCUAACCCUAGCUACAGUCAGGUAUCAAAAUAUUGGCCACCAGUAUUACAUUCUAUUAACAUUUUACACUGACUGACACUUAUAACACAACACCUAGUCCACUCGCAUAUGAAUGCCUCUGCUUGCUGAUUUUGCACAUUGCGGUUACACUUGAUGGUCACUGGCUGGGGUUUGAAUACCAGUGCGGCCUCUCAAGAGUGAACAAAUAAUUAUUUGAUUUAUAGGCAUGUGAAAAAGUAAUUACAGUACAUCCCAUGGAAAUUCAUGACAUUUUCAACAUAUUUGAACAAGGAAGCAUUGCCUACAAGUAAAGGUGAUAUACUUGAAUAAACAGAAGAAAAAUUUGCCUUUUCAAUCAUUUAUUCAAGAGAAAGAUCCAUAGAUGUAAUAGUCUACUGAGGAAAAAGUAAGUUCAUCUUUGGCUUCAGAAGCUGUUAUAAGAUGCCAUUUCUGCUAAAGGGGGCAAUAAGUGUUUUGCUUUACUGACCACCAGUGUCUGACAUCAAUGAAUUUUUUGUCCAAUCUCCAUGCAAAAUCCCUUCCUUCCUUUGACUAGGCCAGUCCAUGACCAUCCAUUUCUUCUUUUUAAGCCAUUCCUUUAUUGACUUGCUAGUAUGCUUCGAAUCAUUACCGUGUUGAAUGCAUACAAUUGGGCACCAAGUACUACAAGAGUUACCUGAAGAUCUUGCAAUUAAAUUUUGGGGUUGUCGUAAGACUUCUUUUAGUAUCAAAUGGUCAGCUUUUGGGAUAAAUUUGCUGGGCAGGCCAGUCCUGGACAAAUUAGUAGUCAUUUGAAAUCUACACCACUUGUAAAAGAUUUUCCUUACAGUGAAUUAUUGACUUGAAAUAAUUUGGCUUUUUCAAUCCCUUGCCAGACUCAUAGGCAUCCACUGACUUCUUUCUGAGGGUCUUAGAGAGCUCUUUUGACCUUGGCACGAUGUUACCACACACGUCAAUAGCAACGUGAACACCAGACCCUAGAUAUCUGUGGUUUAAAUAAGACCUGUUUCAACAGCAUACUCCCUAAGGAGGUUCUAACCAUUGGCAUCUAAUGUGGAUCACCUGAUCAUAAAAUUUUAUGGAUUUAAAGUGCUAAUAAAUGUAGGGGUGAACUUAACUUUUCCAUGUGACAAAUCAGAUUUUCUGUUAAUUUAGAUCAGGGGUGUCGAACUCCAGGCCUGGAGGGCCAAAGUGGCUGCAGAUUUUCAUUCUAACCCUUUUCCUAAUUAGUGACCAGAUUUCACUGCUAAUUCACUUCUUUUCCCUUUGUUUUAAUAGCCCUGUUUUUAAGGAUUCUAUCCUCUGAAUUGAUCCUUUUCUUCAUUAAAUGGCAGCCAAACAGAAAUGACACGUGAAACAAGCCAACAGAUGACAGGCAAAAUUGGAGCUUCAGACUCCAACCAAUUUCUUAACAAGAAGCCGAUUCUUGCUGUUAAUUAAAUCCGUUAUUUAAUUCCAGGGUGUAUUGCUGUUCUCAUUCUGCCACAGCAGACAUUCCUAAAACUAUUGAUUUUCUGUUUUUUCUAAGAACACCAUCAAAUUGUUUUGGUGGCCUGAGAGAUCAACCAUACCGAGACCUUCACCUUUCUUUAUUUUCAGAUAUUGUGUGAUGGCGCAGGUGAGCUGGUCGUGUGGUGGCUCAUUUUGUGUCUCGUUACUGUAUGGCUGCUAAAUAAGGAAAAAGAAACAACUAAGGGGCCUGAGUCAAGUUAAUUAAAAUUAAAGCAAAAGAAGUUAAUUAGCAGCAAAUUAAUUAAGAAGAUGGUUAGAAUGAAAACCUGCAGCCACUGCUGUCCUCCAGGACUGGAGUUCAACACCCGUGGUUUAGAUUAUGAGAUUGAAUACAUCAUGUCAGUUAUAUGUGUCAUUUGUUUAAGUAUAUCACCGUUGUCUGUAGGCAGUGUUUGCAUGAAGAUCUACCGUUUUCCCGUUCAAAUAUGCUGAAAACAUCAACAGUUUCCAUGGGGUGUAUUUACUUUUUCACAUGACUGAAUAAACUGUGUGUCACUGAGGUCAUAGGAAUUAGGCAUUGUUUUCUAAGAUCUUGGAUUGUUAUUUACAAUUGUAACCCGUGAAAUAAGGAAACAAUUGUUACAUUUUAUUUUUGGUGGAUAUUUAAAUAAUUUUUUUUUUAUUUUAAAUUAAGUUUUUUUUCUGGUAGUGCAAACACCAGUCCAAUACUUUUUGUGGCUUUGAGUUUAGACAAGCAGAAAUCUUGUUGAUAAUGUAAGAAAAUCUAGGUAAUGUACAGUAUAUUUGAGGCUACUUUUAUGACCAUCUGCCACUGUGGUCAUAUUUUAAUUUGACCCAUCUCACCCUCUCAGUCUCUCACUGGUAUUUAAAAGUUGCACUCUGCACAAGCAGCUUCUUUUCAAUCUACACUGUUUUCUUUAUAUCUGUUUAAUUUGAGAUCAGGAUAAUCCUAUACAGCUCCAGCUAUGGCCUCUGAACCAGAAGCUGUACUGGGACAUAUUAAUUUACUUCUGGCCAGCUUUAUAGCACCACAUUCUAAAAUACUGCAUGGCAGUGAAACACCCAGAACAUUUCUAAUGGGCAUGGAAGAUACUGGAGAAAUGGAGGAUUUACCCAGACAAUUACACAGCUAUACAUCUCAGAGGUUAAGGGUAUGUGCCGUUACCUCUGUUUAGAUUCCUGAUGCAAUUUUCCAAUAUCUUGUUCACCUUUGAAGGAAUGCAGAGUGAUUGAAAAUAAAGCCUAUAGAAUAUUUGGAUGGUAUGCACUUUUACUGGGAGUGCUACCUGCACAGUCAUAAAUUUCUGGAGCCCAUAAUGUUUGAUUAUCUAUUUAAGGACAGUGCAGCAUGUCAUGUUCAUCAAUUUCAAUGAGGAAGAAUAUGAAAGGCAGGCAGGCAGACAAUCAUAAAAGGCCCAUGCUGCCAUUUCCUUUCAUGCAUAUUGCACUCAGAUACCCAUGGUGCACUAGAAAUGAAUGCCGACUUCUCACACAGCAAAGCUAACUUGACUGCUUGGUAAAACGUUAAUUGAAGCCACAACUUGCAUACAAAAAUGUUUCAAGUUUAGGAAUCUAUGUUUGGGGCUUAGCAUCAGAGUUUAUGGAAAUUUCAUUUUCUUUAUCGAGCAGGGGCAUUAUUAUGGCUCCCCAACUGCAUGCAUUUGCUCAGGUUGAGUGGGAACAAGUUUGUAGUUCUGCACGUUUUUACACACACAUUCCCGACCCUGAUUAAUCUAACUCAGGGUUGCUGCACAGGGCAAGAGACAAGUCUGCCCUGGGCACCAGCUCCCUAUUAACUUAACUCGCUUGUUUUUGGGAAUGUGUUAAAGAAACUCAUACAGGCUCAGGCAGAACAUGCAAACUCCACACAGACAACUCCCAGAGGUUGGACUUGAAUUCGAGUCUGGAGCUGUGAGACAGCAGCACUCUCCAAUGUAAGAAAACAGAUUUGUCCAUCCAUUUACUUAACCAGAUUGGUCCACUUUUAGAAUCACAGCAGGUACAGGCCUCUAAAUGGGUCACCAGUCCAACACAGACUAGAGUAGGAUUUGAACCCAUUCUGUCAGAGCUACGGUCGACUUGGAGGUAGCAAAUGACCAUAAAAACUAAAACUAAAUUUUAGAUUUGCUCAUGUGCUGCUUUGUUACAAAGAGUAAAUGACCAUUUUAUGUUUUAUAGUGUCACUAUGAAAUUACUAAAUGGCAGCACAAUUUUUUUCAAGCUCAUAUUGAACUCAACUCCUUGAGACUUUUGAUAUCUAUGGGCUAUCAAGCCAUCUUAAUGCAUUUCAGGGUUGCUACAACACUGCACACUCACUUGUACAUUACCUUUGUGAGGAAACACAGAAAAAAAGUGUUUGUCUUGUCCGUGGAGCUCAACAUAGGGUAAUGCCUACAACCAAAAAGCAGCCGACUCAGUUCUUUUUCAAAAUAAGGGAAUACAUGAUACCCACAAGACAAAAAUAACACCCAAAGAAGCCCAGCAUGAAAUGGUGCCUUAAUUCCAUUUACGUUUUGUUUGUUAGGUUGCAACUGUGGGCCAUGUUUGAAACAGUUGGAUAGCUUUUAGUAAAGUAGCCAAAUAUAAGAUAAGUUCAAGAGACAAAAGAUGUUCCACAGUGGCAGCAGAUGAUCUGGCCCUGUCCAAACUUCUCUUGAGCCUUUCAAUCCACUCCAUGGUUCAGUGUUUUGAGAUAUACUAACUAUAUAUCCAGAUAUCUUCAUCAGCUUCCAAUACAUUCUGAGAGAUAACAAAACGACAGGAAUUCCUAUUAAAUCAGAACAGUCAAGUUCUUUGUAUCUUUUAACUGUGAAAAUGAAUCUUCCAUGUGUGAGCCUUGAAAAAAAUUGCAGCAUGAAACGAUGCUGCCGCUUCAGUGUAAAUUGCCUGAUGGUAGUGGACCAGUAACAUCACUGGUUUAAUACUGAGCUGGAGAAAGAACUGAAAUACCAAGGAGUAAAGCAUCUGCAUUAAAGAGUACUUUUCACUAUUUAAAGAUAGGAAAAACUGACUGUUCCCCUUUAAAAACAGAACAUUUAUCAUUUUGGACAUCUCAAUGUGCAUUUCUAUGGAAGCCGAGAGAGGAUGUGCAAUAUCGUUAUUUUUUUUAAAUUGUCUCCUCGAGAUAACAGACUAAUUUUAUCGAGAUCUCGAGAAAAUGGACUUUGUUUUCUCGAGAUAACGGAAUAAUUUUAUCGAGAUGUCGAGAAAACGAAAAUUUGUUUUCUUGAGAUAACGGAAUAAUUUUAUCACAAUCUUGAGAAAACAAAACUUAAUCUUUGCUCCUGGCAUCAGGCUCGCUUAUAUUGCGACACCUAUACAGCUGAAGCCUUGCUAACUGUCUUCUUAAAUGAUGGACACUAACGUUAUUAUUUUCUACACUAAGGCAUAUACAUAUUUCAGCCUGCGUCAGCCCUUGAUUGAACAAAAAUGUGAUGUGCUGAUCAAUAGAGUUCUGCUCUUCUGCCAUUUCAAACAGGAUGUGGCUUUGUAGCUAAACAUUAAACGUUAGAUACAAUUAUUUCAAAAUUUCGAGAAAACAAGAUCCUUUGUUUUAUCAAGAUCUUGAUAAAAUUAUUCUGUUAUCUCGAGGAAACAAUUUAAAAAAAUAACAAUAUUGUACAUCCUCUCUCGGCUUCCGUACAUUUCAGAUAUCUUAAAACAAUCAGGAUAUCAUUUACACAUAUUCGUAAAUAUAUUUGAGAUGUCUGAAAAAGCAUUGAAGUUAUCUUGAAAUAGAUGCGUUAUCAGAUACCAAUAAUUCAGUUCAAGAUAUUCCAAAAUUUGUUUUGAAAUAUGACUAAAUUUAAAUACAUUAAAAGGGCCGGUCACUUUUGGUUUGUUUUUGUUGUUGUUGUUGUUUUUCAUAUUUGGAGACUGAGGAGUAGCAUUUCUCCUCUUCUCGGGCCCAAUAACAAAAACACAUCUUCUCAGGUAACUUUAGACAAUUGUUUUAACUGUUUCAGUGUUAAAGUUUCGCCUCGGCGCUGCACUUGUAAAUAGUUCAGCCUGCCAUGUCCACUUUCAUACUUUAGGAUCCUAGGAAGAUGCAUAUCUGAGACGAGGAACUUUAGCAAAUGGGACCCUGAGAUAACAUGUUAGACCACUUCUAGUAAUUCUAGCUAUGCUCAAAAACUGGUCAAUGAAGGAAAUGAGGUCACCACAGGACUUAAAGUAAAGGUAAAAAAGAAUAACAGCAGAGAUAAAAAUGAAACCUUACCACUGCAUGAAAACUAGCAGGUCUGCAGCAUGUCCACCAUUGUCAAAACUAAGGUAAAUGAAAUUGUAUGGGAAGGUAAUAUAACAGUAAAUUAAAUAGAAUGGAAUUCCAAUCUAAAAAGGAAUACAUUAAUUACCAGUUCCUUACAGAUAAAUAUAAAACACUUUUACUUUAAUCCAAGAUAGAAUUAGCUGAAGCCAGCUAAAUGCAAACCACUUAAGUUUCAGAUACAAUCACUGCAAGGAGAACAAUCAGUAAAUCAUAAAAAAACAAUCACUAAUACACAUUAGCACUCUUUUAAAACCUUAAAAAAUGAAAACAACACACAUUCUGGAACAAGCAGCCAGUGUUUCCACAUUUCUUUUCUCUUUAACCUCAUUAGUACAACGAGUCUACACAUUUUGGGCUGCUGCAGCUGUAUUUCUACUGAAAAUGUGGCAGGAUAUUAAUAUAGAAUGUUUAUCAACUCCAGUUAUCCAAAAGUGUUUAUCUAUUGUAUUGAAAACUGGUUCCUACAUAGAAGUGUAACUCCACGAAUGCUGUUUUGGUUCUUUCCAGUGGUAGAUGUGAAUGGAUGUGUUUCAUUUGGUUCUUUUUUCCUAUACAGCUUGGGUGUCGAACUCCAGGCCUGGAGGGCCGCAGUGGCUGCAGGUUUUCAUUCAGUCCUCUGUAUUUAUUCCUUUCUUCAUUAAAUGGCAGCCAAACAGAAAUGACAUGUGAAACGAGCCAACAGAUGAUCAGCUAAACUGGAACAUCAAACUCCAACCACUUUCACUCCAACCAGUUUCUUAAUGAGAAGUCAAUUCUUGCUGUUAAUUAAAGCCGUUAUUUAAUUCCACGGCUUGCUGCUGCUCUCAUUCUGCCACAACAGACAUUUCCAAAACUAUUGAUUUUCUGUUUUUUCUAAGAACACUGUCAAAAUGUUUUGGGGACCUGAGAGAUCAACCUUACCGAGACCAUCACCUUUAUUUCCACAUAUUGUGUGAUUGGCACAGCUGGUCAUGUGGCGGCUUGUUUUGUGUCUCCUUAUUGUUUGGCUGCUAAAUAAGGAAAAAGAAACAACUAAGGGGCCUGAGUCAAAUUAAUUAAAACUAAGGCCAAAGAAGUUACUUAGCAGCAAAAACUGGUCACUAAUGAAGAAGAUGGUUAGAAUGAAAACCUGCAGCCACUGAGGCCCUCCAGGCCUGGAGUUUGACACCUGUGCUAUACAGUAAUAUGUGCUAAGUGCUCCGUGUUAGGAGCUACGAUAGUGAAGGCAGGGUUAGACGGGGGGAUGUUUUGUUUCUGUUUCUUCUCCUACUGCAUAGAACAUCUGUAAGAAAACAGCAUUGACAAUCUCCGUCUCUCAGGGGCCAUUUUGAUCUGAACACACUACAAAGUGUUGCACAUUUAAAAAAAUCCUUCAUGCUGUGCUUAAACAACUUUGUUUCUAAUGGGAUUUGGGGAAAUGAAGGUGUAAAUGCACUAAUGGAGACAAACGCAUUCACAGUGAUAUUUAGGAAUAUUUCUAAAGCUGUUAAAUAUUACUGUGUACCACCCAAAGGGCUAGACAUUUCACACAUUUAAACAGACAUGUUAUUUCUAAACAACAGAACUCCUUCAGUGGAAAAGGAACAAAACACAGAGAAUGUUAAACCAAACAAAGAAGACUAGCCACAAUAGGACACCGCCAGAGACAAACAGGGAAAGGAAAUGCAGUUUUCCAAAAUUGGAGGGUUGAAUCCAGUAAAUUUGUAAAACAUUAAAUUUGACAAACCUUGGCAUCUCCCUCACUACCAAACUACAGCGUUGUUAAAUACUGCAUUACUCUGCCAAGCCUUUGAAGUGAAGUAUCACAGGUAGUCAGAGACUCGACAAAUGUGCAGUACUGACUGUAGAUACAAGAUUUGUAGGCACCUGACAUACUGUGUGUGGAUUCACCAUACUUACAAAAUGGAGGUUAGCUGAGUGGGAUCUAACAGAUCCAUGAAAUGGAUAACCACUGGCCAGGGAUCCAGUGAAACACAGACAUAGAGAUAGAGAUGAAGACGGACCUGAAAAACAGAAAAUUGAGUGAAUGGAUAAGAAUCUGCCACAUACUGUACCUGAAACAGCAAGCCACUGGCUCUCAAAUUACUUUUUUUUGUGAAAAGUGAGUAACUGGCCAUAGAUCUACAAGAAAUACAAGUUAAAGGAUAACUAGAUGUGAAUUUACCAGAUAUUUGCUACAAACAGCUACACUCUAAUAUAUACAGAAGGGAGCUACAUGCCAUGGAUCCAACGGAUGUAAACUAACAACAGCAGAACCUUUAUGAAUCAAUGAGAUCUAUGAGGUCACUGAAAGAGAAGAAAGCUAUUGCUCAUCAAGCCACCUUGCCAUUCAGACAAAGAGUUACUAGCCAUGAACACCAGACUUACAUGGACAAUGGUUAAAUAUGGGUCUGCAGUACCUGAUAUCUGAAAUGGUUAUAUUAUUAGAUUCCACAAGAGUCCAUGUUGUUGUCCUCAUAUUCCUGAAAGAAACAACUACUGGCUAGGAGUCCAACUGACAUGAAAUCUAGAGUGGCUAGAUAUGGAUCUACCAGACCACUGAAAUAGCAAUCAGUCUAGAACACGACUAGAACAGAAAGCGACCAGCCAUGUUCCCAUCAGACGUAUGAGAUGUGGAGGCAGCAAACUCCUGAAUCAGAGCCAAGAAGUAAAAGUGCUGAAGUGACAGAUCUUUGAACUUGCCAAUCGGUUGACGAUUUUGUUUUCUAAUUUAAAUCCCUCGAGACUUUAAGCGAUUACUUCUUUUUUCCUUCUGUUACUGGACAUGCUUAUUCGGAAGGCACCUCAAUUAUGAAGGAUGUCAAAUGCUCACGAUUUGAAAUGAACCUAAUUGUUACUUUUUAAUGUAAUCCAAAGAUGUCUGCAUUCCACUGUAGGAUGAAGCAUUCUUGAAUGUCCAUAUUUUUAAGCAGACAUGAGACACAGCAGUGAAAAGAUUUUCUAGGCCAAAAUGGUUUCUGUUUCUCAUGUCUUUAGAAUGUAGUGCCUCUUGAAGAUGAGUUCGUCGCAGAAUUAACAACUACUUGCUGUGUACAGGUGCUAUAAAAACAUUUUAUAGUAUAUGACAAAGUAAAAAAAAAAAUCUUUUUAGUCCCUCGGAAGAAUGAAUGGUUUCAACAAUUUUCCUUUUGCACAUGUAAAGUUUUACGUAUAGAGUAAAAUCAAGCUUUGGUAACUUGCAGCUUGUAUGAAUUAGACCAAAACUGCACCAUUGAUCCAAGAAGAAGUCAUCUGACAAUAUGCAGCUGUUUUGUCUUUGAAAAGGAGUCCUUGCUUUGAUUUUAGGAAAAACAGGACAGGUUGAUGUGGCACUGGGUGAAAAUGGGAAUACUACAAAUGAAAGGAGACACCUAAUGUGUGUAUCAUAGAGUUAGUGCUCACUGAGACCAGCAUUGUCGUGGGCCAAUCUGCAAUGAUGGUCCUAGAAUUUGUUUCAAAUGGCAGCCUCUACACUGUGAAAAUCAGACAUCUUUCUCCUUAUGUAGUCUAUUUCUAAUAUCAUCACUCAGCCUAGUAAGGUACUGUAUAGUAUACUGUACAUCAUAUUCCAGGUAAUAUGGCCGCUGUCUUUUACAGAUAUUGCAGCAUUACAGCCUCACUUCUCCAUGCAGUCAGGUGUCUAUUCCCUGUCUAUAUGAGAGACAUCAUUAAGCCUACAAGGACGCUGGCUCUGUCUUUCUACUGCGUCACACUUUGCCACUCUCAUUAUAGUGAAGGUCAUCACUGCCCUUACAUUGCUGGUCAUCAGCCAGGUUAUGUGGUGUCCCAGCCUUCCUGUUAUGCUCAGUCUACUGUGCAUACCCAGCCACUCUCAUUAUGCUGGAGGUCAUCGUUGGCCCUGUCUUCUCUUAUGUUAUUUGCCAUUACCAACAAUGUAGUAUUACAGCUAUGUUGUCACAUUCAGUCUACAGUAUCAAACCCUGUUUCUCUCCAUGUACUUGUGGUCCAUCCAUGAAAUCAUGCGUCGUUGCUAUCAUUAUAAAGGAGGUCGUAAUUAGCGCCUCAAAGCUCAACCUGUGGUAUCUUGCCAUGUUGUUGCAGGUCAUUAUUAAGUAUUCUAUAACUUUUAUAUCAUUGGCCAAGAUUAAGACUCCAGUAUUACAUAUAGCCUUCCUAUUACAUGCUGCCCAUAUUAUACCGGAUAAGGAUAAGCUUGGUGUUUUUUAAAUUGCUGUUAUUUCUUCAAAAAUAUAGUUUAUAUCCAUUUGCUAUGUGAAAUUGUGCUCUAAAAUUAAGCGUUUUCUAUAAAUUAAAUAAAAAAAUACAGCGCCCGUCUUGGCAUUUUAUAAUGGAAGCCAUGGGGCAGGGGGCCUGACCAGAAAACAAAAGCCCAAAAACUUACUGAAUAUGUCCUCUUUGCAGCAGCAAACAUUUCAGUAUAAGAAAACAUGCCUUCUGUGUUUCUGACGCAUGUUUGUGACAACAAAGAGAAUCUGGAAAUAAUCAUUUUAUCACAUGUUCCUGGUACUGUUUUUCUUGAGAUAAGGAUCUUUUCUGUUUGCCUGUGUGAUAGCAGUAGGGAGGAGUUCUCGCGUAAAUAUUGAAGUAAAUCAACACGAUACCAAGCACGUGGCAGGAACAGUUUACUGUGAUUCUGUCUUUCGGGAGGAAAGCACACUCCUCGGGGUCAAACUUUGUUGUGAAGGAAGACAAAGCUCUGAGGUAGUGUGCACAGCUGGUAUUCUUUCAAAAUGACAGAAUCAUAUAAUAUCUGCGUUUUUUGUUCAAAAAUGACACAUAUAAGCUAUUUUACAAUUAACUGUAAUCUCACGAUGCGGAUCAACGCUCAAUAACUGUCUUGGCUAGAAAAAUUUACGAAUUUGGCAAGUUUUUAAGUAAUUUGUUUUCUGGUCGGGUUCCGUGCCCCAUGACUUCCGUUAUAAAACACCAGGAGAGAUUAUAUAUUUUAAAACAUUUAUAGAAAAUGCUUAACUUUAGGAUUCAAUUUCAUGUGGCAAAUGCAUAUAUAUAUAUGUAUGGAUGUUUGUGAAGAUACAACUUCCUACUUGAAAAAAACAAACUUGUGCUUUAAACCUAAAAGUUUGCCAGUUCUUAGAUUUGUUGGUCAAUCUGCACAUUGCAGUAUUUCACACGGAUUGUGAUGUUCAGUGUUCGGUAUUGUUACCUGUUAGGUCAUCAAUGAGGCUACGACCCCAUUUAACUUGUCACACAGACUGUAGUAUUGCAGCCUCCCUGUUUGACUCAACUGUCAAUUGUACCACGUUGUAUGUCUCACAUGAUACUGGCAGCCAUCAUUUCACCAGCAAUACAGUAUUACAGUCUUGCUAACUCUACAGUUGAAGUCAUUAUUGAGCUUGCACCUUUCAGAAUACUUCAUUCUCCAUAACUUACAAUGUACUAGAGGUCAUCAUUAAGCCUAAUGAACAGUGUCUAUUAAAUUAUUGGUCAUCACCAAAGCUGCAGUAAUGCAGCCUCAUUGUUAAAUUUAGUGUAUGCCAUCACACUCUGUCACUCACAUUAUACUGGAUGUCACUCUCAAACUUGCCGUGAUACCACUACCAAUUCUAAAAAAAGUGGGUGGCGACACCAAAAAGGUCGAAACACUGGUCUAGAGGAUGAUCUAUCAUCCUCUAGACCAGUGUUUCGACCUUUUUGGUGUCACCACCCACUUUUUUAACAAAUGUUGUCCCUCUUGGUUGAAUCAAGAGAGAUUAUUAGAUCUGAAGCUGCAUCGAUCAUUGGAGAGGCGACCCACCACAACCCACUACCACUAUAAUCAAUAGCAACUUGCAACCCACUGGCGGCAGCCCCUGACGACCCAGUGAUUGAAAAACUGCCUAGUGUAUAAAAUAACAAAUUGUUUUAUUCAUUCAAAAUAAUUAGUUAAAAUUAAAAAAACCAGUGAACUGAAUUAUUUCACAUACUGUACAGCUGGGUCUAAAGCUGGGGUGGCCAACUCAGUGCCUGCAGGUUUUCCCUUUAGAUGCUUUCUUCUUUAGUAACCAAUUAGCUCUGCUAAUAGAAUAUCCUUCUUUUUCCUUAAUUUUAAUUGACUACCUUUUUAGGUUUCUAAACCUUUAUUUUGUUUUUGUUAACCAGUAGCCAAAAAAUAAUUUCAUGCAAGGCGAGACAACAAGCUAACACUGGGGUCUCAGACUCAGUCCCUGGACCAUCACUUUUACUGUUAUUCGUAUGGCUUGUUAGUGCUCUCAUUCUGCCACAUAAGACAUUGCCAAAAACGGUUAAUUUUCUUUUUUAAAAUUUUUGCAAGGACAAUCAACUUAUUUUAUGGACAGGAGGAGAUCUAUAUUUCUUAUUUUUUCCUUUCAAAUAUUUUAUUGAAACAAAUAUUGUGGGAUGGACACACACUAUCAAGUGAAUAUGCUCAUCUAAUUGUUUACUUUGAAUCACAUUAUUGUUUGGCUAUUGGAAACACAAAGUUUCUAAAUCUUAAAAAGCAAGUAAGUUAAAAUUAAACACAAAGGUUUAUUAGCAACAUUACUUGAUUCCUAAUUAAGAAAAUGAUCAGAACAAAAACCUGCAGCCACCCUGGCCCCCCAGGAACUGCAUGUGUCACCUUUGGUUUAAAGUGUCCUCAUUGCAGAUGUUGAGACUUCAGCCCCCCGGGUGAGUGACUUUUCCCUAUUAAGCCCCUGCCAUUCUGCCUGUACUGUAGUUUCAUUAUGGGCUCUGACUUCAGCUGACUGAUCUUUGGUAACUGCCCUAUGAGACCGUUUGAUUGCAGCGUCUCACUUUUCGCAUGAGUAAUAACAAGGAAUGGUGGAAGUCAAGGUUGAUGCACUGCAGACGUAAAGGUGUGUGUGUGUGUGUGUAUGUGUAUAAAGAGACAAUCAUUUCACAUUAUUUCUAUGAAGAAUGUUGUAAAGUCAAAAUAUACAAUCAUCUAAAGCAAAUAUGAGAAAGUGGGAAUAUAUUUUUAUACUGUAUCAGGCAGGGAGCAUUUCAUAAACUAUAAAAAACUGAGAGAACAUUUUCUCAGUGUCCAGAAUGACAAGCAGGUGUGUACAAAAUUUGCACGUAUUAUUUUUGCUUUAGGUCGUCUUUUUUGUACUUUGCAGACACAAUACCAUCACUGUGGAAUUUGUUUAUGAUCAGGAAACUAAAAAUGCAUAUUUUUGACAAAUCAAAAUGCACAGAAAAACCAGGGCAAAUAGAAGAGAGGAAAAAAAUCUUUAUUUUUGCUGAAAUAUUGUCAAUUCUUUGUACCUUGAGCUGUAUUCACUUUAUUGUAAUGUUAAAUAGUUUAUGUGGCACAGAAUUUUGCUUGGUCUUGUGAUGUGUCCAUAAUUGUAGAAUAAGCACCUUUUUAUUUUGAAGCUGUUUGUAUAGUUUUUAAAACAAAAGCAAAACCUGAUACAAACUUACAGCCAUUUCUGCCAAAAUAACAGCAGAAUAUCUUGUAGAUAAUGUAAUAUAAGAUGUAAAAAAUUAUUUACUUAGAUUGUUAGUUUAUUUUAUAUGAGAUUGAACAGAUUUAAGUACAUUUAUAAAUGUUAAAUGAUUUAAAUUUGUUUUAUAAGAGAAAAUAUUUAAGUGUCUUAGAAGGCAACCUGUUAUUAUUAUUGAAUUUCACAAAUUGGUGAUGCACAUACAAAAAAUAAAGAAAGAAAAACAAGUUGAAGAUGGCAGCCUUUGGUCCAGGUUGUACCUGAGUAAGCUUUAAAAAUAAAAACUAAGUUUACAUUCAAACAGAAAACAAAAUAGUAACCUCUACUGUUUGAACCUGCAUUGACAUUGGUUAAAAUGUUUGCCACUCAAUUCACAAAACUGUGGUUACCAACAAUAAACUGAUAAAGAGAA
This is a messenger RNA of Erpetoichthys calabaricus (reedfish), 17560 nucleotides long. It is a transcript of the gene npas2, whose product is annotated as neuronal PAS domain protein 2. Gene Ontology annotation, molecular function: RNA polymerase II cis-regulatory region sequence-specific DNA binding; protein dimerization activity; DNA-binding transcription factor activity, RNA polymerase II-specific. The transcript is spliced from 23 exons. Gene Ontology annotation, biological process: circadian regulation of gene expression; regulation of transcription by RNA polymerase II. The coding region runs from base 243 to 2750 and encodes 835 amino acids. The record is from RefSeq and is a predicted model, not a curated record. Lineage: Eukaryota; Metazoa; Chordata; Cladistia; Polypteriformes; Polypteridae. Gene Ontology annotation, cellular component: cytoplasm; nucleus; CLOCK-BMAL transcription complex.